AUGAACUCAACACCGGUGUUCCCACCAAUAAUGGUAGAACGUAUCAACGAAGUGGUCCAAGAGGUUUUCAGAGAACACGGGUUGGUCUCCCUUCUAACAAAUAUAUUCUUCACAGAUUCUUGCGAUAAUCAUGAAAACCCAGACUUCGAUGCUCUAAUAUACCAGUACAUUACUGACACUUACGAUAUCCCAUUGGAAGAAAAACCCCUUUUUAUGGCGACAUUUUCACGAAAUAUUUUGAAAAACACUCUCAGUGUAUAUAGGAUAAUCUAUAAGUUUGACGUGUGGAUGAUUCUGUUUACAAUUCUCCUCAUUGUUGGUCUUCUUGGAAAUAGUUUAUCACUCUUGGUUCUAGUUCGUAAAGAAAUGCAAAAAAACUCCAUGUAUCUAUACUUGUCGGUCUUAUCAGUAGCCGAUACACUGGUCUUAGUUCAUUUUUAUUUGCUAAAUGUAAGACGGUUGCAAAAUUACUUCUCGAGCGUAGCUUGCAAAUUCACCUACGUCUUCUUGAAUACAGUGAAAUAUUUAGCUGUCUGGUUGAUUGUAGCCGUUACAGUAGAGCGUUUGAUAGCUGUUUGCUACCCAUUGAAGGCAGCUUCCAUAUGUAGGAGGAAGAUUGCCGUGCAGGUAACUGGUGUUUUGCUGGUCAUCUUUUUUGCUGUGAACAUCCACUAUUUCUGGAGCGGACAGUUAGAGAUGUUAUUUGUCUUAUACUGCAAAGUUUUAACUUUGUCUAAACGUUCAAAACAGUUGGUAAGAAAUGCACUAAUCUACGAAGUGACACCAUUUGGAACCAGACUCUGCCCUCUUCAGAUGAUUAGUUACUGUGCUUGUAACAAUACACUAAGUCUAGGUUAUUGGAAUUUUAAAACAAAGUACAAUCCUUGGCUCGAUGCAUUUUUCUACUCCUUCUUACCGUUCGUAAUUAUCAUCAUUCUCAACACGUUAAUCGUACAACGCUUAAUUUUGGCUGAAAAGGAGAGGCGUUUGGUGUUGAAUCAGCCACAGUCCUCGGUCAGUAACCCUGGAAAUUGUAAUAAACAUGGAUGGAGAAAAAUAUUUGCCAUAGGUCGCAAACUUCCGAACAGCGAUAAGUCAUCCACAGUUGGAGAAACAAGUUUCUCAUUCAUCUCCAGUAAAGAAAAUUUAAAACACGAUGAACAUCCAACAAACAAUUCAAAUUCGCAAACUCAAAACACCGAACAACGUCUCAAGAUUCAGACAAAUAUUAAUUCGAAGCCACAACAAAGUGCAACAACAGCCAAAGGUUCAGCAACUACGAAGGAUUCGGACCGCCUCAAAUAUCCAAAACCUUCUAAUGCUAUUAAACCAUUCCACAAAUUUCUUCCUCUACUGUGCUACCGGUCAAAAAUUUCGGAAAGAAUUGACCAAAAUGCUUCAGCUAUGGAAAUCAUGUUCAACGUCUGUCGUAAGCCGUCUGGCUUGCUGUUCAUCUUCUCGUCAUUCCACAACCCAAACGGACAAAAAAUAAGAUUCGUAACAGAAUAUGAAUACAAAUAUAAAGAUAAUCCAUCAAGAGAGAUCGAAUUGGCAGAUGACACAGAUGUCGGUUCGGCCACAUUCUAUGUCGUCCCACUGGAAUGUGUUGAGGAAUGGAUGCAAGCAGCCUGUCAUAGAAUUGUGAAACAAGACAAAAAGGACUUCCAGAAUUCCUGUACCAAAUCCCUGCCGUCCAUAUCGUCCAGUCCCAUUGAUUUGUGCACUGGCUAG
Messenger RNA from Helobdella robusta, 1731 nucleotides. RefSeq lists its product as hypothetical. Gene Ontology annotation, biological process: G protein-coupled receptor signaling pathway. The coding region runs from base 1 to 1731 and encodes 576 amino acids. Lineage: Eukaryota; Metazoa; Annelida; Clitellata; Rhynchobdellida; Glossiphoniidae. The transcript has 7 exons. The record is from RefSeq and is a predicted model, not a curated record. Gene Ontology annotation, molecular function: G protein-coupled receptor activity. Gene Ontology annotation, cellular component: membrane.